Messenger RNA from Humulus lupulus (European hop), 429 nucleotides. RefSeq lists its product as uncharacterized. The transcript has 2 exons. Bases 1 to 429 code for a protein of 142 amino acids. Lineage: Eukaryota; Viridiplantae; Streptophyta; Magnoliopsida; Rosales; Cannabaceae. The record is from RefSeq and is a predicted model, not a curated record.
AUGCAAAACUAUGUGAAGUUUUUAAAGGAUAUCUCGACGAAGAAUAAGAGACUUGGAGAAUUUGAAACGGUGGUUUUGACAGAAGGUUGUAGCGCAAUGUUGAAGAAUAAGAUUCCUCCUAAAUUGAAGGAUCUGGGUAGCUUUAUAAUUCCAAUUUCUACUGGGGGCCGACAUGUUGGUAAAGCUCUUUGUAAUUUGGGAGCUAGUAUUAAUUUGAUGUCCAUGUCCAUUUUUAAAAAGUUGAGAAUUGGAGAGGCGAGGCCAACUACACUCACACUGCAAUUAGCUGACCGUUCUAUGAGUGGUUUUACAUUUGUUAUUGUGUUAAAAAAGCAAGAAAAUGAUGUUUUGGAAGUAAUGUGGGGGUCUGAUGAUUUUGCAGAUAUUUUACUUAAUCAAAACAGGGAGAAAAAUGGGUGUUAUUUCUGA